This is a messenger RNA of Arctia plantaginis, 4170 nucleotides long. NCBI's taxonomy places the organism in Eukaryota, Metazoa, Arthropoda, Insecta, Lepidoptera, Erebidae. The record is from the annotation of a GenBank genome assembly.
AUGCCACAGAACUAUAAAGCUGGGGUAUCAGAGAAAAAGAAGACGAGAAUUCAUUAUAAACUUUUUCUUUUAUUACAUACAGCAGUGGAUCUUAAAAUUUCAAAGCAUGAAGGUAACGAUCAAAGCGUCAACUUAGCCCUUGAUACGAUCGUAGAAUUUGAUAAUAAAAACAAUGGAGAAGACAUUAAGUUCCUGGAUAAUGUGCAGAAGUUCAUCGGUAAAGUUAAAACAGUCAUUGUAAAGAAAAAUAUGCGACGCAAUUUUAAUGGUGUCGAUAGUAAAAAGUUAACUGACUUCAUUUUAAGUCUUAUUCAAAUGCUGAUAAAAUUUGAAGACAAAAAUUUAGAAGAUUUCCUUACUAUAGCCGGUAAAGAAUUUAAAAAAUAUCAUUACAAAGGUUGCAAAUUCUAUGAAUUAAUAGAAAAUUAUAAUUUAAGAAGGUUCUUGGCUAAAAAACUCGAUGUAAUGAAACAUACACCAGCUGAUGUGAUGAGACGCAGUUUAAAAGCUUUUGCCAGUAAAAUUGAGGAGGAAAAGUACGAUACGAAUGAAAAAGAACUAAUUGAGUACAUUAAUUCGUUAUAUGGACAAAGAUCUAUUGAAUUAUUUAACAAUAUUUUAGGUAGUCUUGAUGACUACGGACUAAAAGCGAACAAAAAUAUGAAUUUAUCAAAAAUAAUCAGUGCAGGUAUAAGAUCCAUAGUGUUUGAUUAUUAUACUGAAUUAAAUCGUAAUGCCAGAAUGGCACUAAAGACUAAAUUAAUUGAGUUUUUUGAGAGAACUAUGGGAAUUUCUACAUAUGCAACAAAAUCUGUUGAAGCAACUAAAAAAAAUAUUAUUACUACACAAGAAUCGACAUCUAAACAAAAGUAUGUACAACAAUAUCUAGAUUCAAGAAAUUUUGCAUUUAGAUAUAGUCGAGGGAAGCCGUUGUUUUCUAGUGUAAGUGUAAGUUAUAAUUCAAAAAAAGUUAGCAAUUUCUAUAAUAUUGAGUCACAUAAUCAGAAAAAUGAAAAUGACGAGGAAAUAGUAAAACCUAGCAAAAAGCAAAAAGUUUCAAACUCUAAACCCAUAAAUGGUUAUAAAUAUUUUACAGAGCCGUACUAUGAAAAAGAAAAAAAUAGAAUUAAUUAUCCGAUCAGCUACAAACAUGUAAAGAUAGAUAAAAAAAAUAAACGACAAACUUACAGAACUAUGCAUCCUGUCAAAGCGUCUAUUAUGGAUCAAACUGAUAAAUUACACAGUCAUAAAUUAAAAAAAAAUAGAGAACAUAGUAUUGUGACACCCAAAGAACCCAAAAUUAAAAAUAGUAACUUAGAUAGUACUGAAUUUAUCUCACAUGAACAUGCAAUGACAACUUUAAAACGAGCAGAAGAAAGCAAUAUGCACGAACACACAAAGGAACACCUUAAACACAAAUAUAGUAAUAAUAUUACUAGUAGUAGAUUAUUACGCGGCAAACCAUUGUCUGAUUCUGAGACUGGCUCAAAAUAUGAUGUAGAACCGUCGAUGAAUCACAUCUUUAAUCAACAGCCUAAAACUCGCAAGAUUAAAUUAAAAACAUCACAAAAAUUAACUAAGGUUUACGAUACUGAUAAUUCACUUAGCGAUGAUAAAAUAGUCAGUAAUAUAGUAAAAAUUCCGGAUGAUAAGUUAAGAACUGUUGAUGAACUUCAAAUAAAUCAAAGUGUUGUUAAAAAACCUAAAUCGCAAAAGAGUAAAGAUAUAAUUUUGAUAGAACCAACCAAAACAACAGAACCUGAAAGUAUCCAAAUUAUAGCAUUUGAUGACUUACAGUUUAUACAAAAAAGAACAACUGCUGUUCAAAAAUCUGCAAAAAAGUUACCGAAUAAAAUCAAAAUCAAAUCUUUAUUUGAAAUAAACAAUGACAAACUAACUAAUACACAACGAAUGACAUUCAAUAAGUUGACUUUCAUGACUUUGUAUCCUGAGUUCAUACAGAAGUGGAGUGCUUCAGGCGCACUUACAAAGAAACAACGCAACGACAGUAUCAAUCUGAAACAAACCAUUAGAUUUAUAAUCAGAAACACUCAAACACCAUACAGACAAAAGACAAAAACUGUAAGUUACAACAUACGGGCAAAAAAUACCGUAACACCGUCAAAAACUCUUAACAGACAGUUUACAAAACCUAGUUGGAAUAGAAAGGCGAUAACCAAAAAGAAUAAUAUGUUUAGGCCAGAAGUAAGUGAAGCAAAACUUAUAAGACAGCUUAUCGUGCGUGAAAAAUUAAAAGGCUUCAGACAUCCUGUAGAUGUAACGUCUAAAGUUAACAAUAAAAGCAGGAGUGAUUUAUCCACUGACUUAUUUAAUUCAGAAGAAACUAUGCCAACAAGGGAAAUCACGGAAGAAUUGGAAACCAAAACACCGUAUAAAAACAGUACAAACAAUGCUAGAAGAGAUUUUUUUAUUGAUUUAAACAGUGCCCAAAGUCCAACUGGCAAAGAAUUGAAAGUUUUUACUAAUGGACGAAGAUACGAGGCUAACAUUUAUAAGUAUAAAAAAAGCAAACCUCAGAAAUUAAUUAAAAAUAUUAACGAUAUUAGUAAUGAAAAACUGCGAGAAAAAAAAAUAACUUCCAUUGAAAGCAAUGAUUCGAAACAUGAUACUGAUGUUUCUAGUUACAAAAAAUCACCAACUAUUAAAAAUGUAGUUUUUCAAAAAACUCAAGACUUCAAUGAUGUUGAAAGUGAUAACAAUGAUUUCAAAAAUAAGGUUAAAGAUGAAAAUUUGAAUUUAAAUAGAUUCAGUAGAGCUGACAAUAAAUUUAAAAAGUAUAUGGAUCAAAAAUUUAAAUUUGACACAAAUAAAUAUAAACACAACUUGACUAGAAAACUUUUCAUUGAUCUUCAAAAUACUGAAGUGAAAAAUUUAAGCGUGGUUGGGACAAGUAAUGAGAAAAAUAAAAAUAUUAGAAGGUCAAAUAAAAGCAGUAUGUCAGAUGUUAAAAAAGAUACAAGAAGAAUGAUAAACGAACAAGACAUACAAACAAAGGCUAAUGCUGAGACUGAUAAAAAAUUAAACAAAUUGGAUUUCAUUCAAAAUAACAGAGACUCUUUCAAUGAAUAUACAAGUACAGUAAGAAAAAAGAAAAUUUAUUUUUCAUACUUAAAUGAUGAUGGCAAAACUGAUGGAUAUGAUUUAUUUUAUAAACAAAGGAUAGCAAGAGGUUCUAAAGAGAACAGCAGCGCAAUCAAAAAUCAAGAUGAUCAGUAUAAUUCAGAAUAUAUUCCAGUAACACGUGAACCUGAAAAAGUAACCCAAUUCUUAGAAGGUCGGAAAAACGAUAAAAAAUAUUUUAAAGAUACAUUUAAUAUUGGUGACAAGAACGUCUUAAAUAAAAUAAUUAAUCCGACGAAAAAAAACAUAAAAAUUAAUGAACUAAAUAACGAUAUUAUUAAAAAAGAUGAAAGCAAUAAUUUUGAAAAUGAGAUUGAUAAAAAAGAAAAAAACACCAAAACAUUCAUGGCAGAUAGAAUGAAUGAUCCUGGAACAAAUUCUGAUAAAAAGUUACAGACAAGUAAUUUUAACGAAAAUGUUGAUUCUCUUCAAACAAGUGAAGAUCCAAUUGAAAUUUCGAACAGUAUAAACAUUGAUGAUGGCAAAUUAAGAUUAGAAGAUGAUGCCAAUAAAUUAAAAGACAUGGGACAAAGCGUAGUAUCUACUGAAGUGACUGAAACUAUUCUCAAUAUACAACGGAGAGCACCUGCAAACCCUAACGUCAAAGAGGCAAAUAUUAAUAUAUCUGAUUUUAAAGAGAGACAAGAAGCCUCGGAGAGUAAUAUUAAAUCUUCAACAAUUUACUUUAAGCCCAUAGCAGUAACUAUAACUACAGAAAAAAUACCUUUAAAAACACUUAAUGUUGAUACAAAACAGAGCAUAACACAUGUUACAAAUACAAUCAAAAGCCAAGAAAUCAAUGCUAUAAAAAAUUCAAUAUCCAGUGAUCUAACUACAAAAAAUACAUUUAGAAAUGACCAAAAUGAUCAUAAAACAAAUACAUUUAAUCAAGUAACAGAUAAAAAUGAUUUACAAUUAAAUCAGAAACAUAUUACUGAUAUGCCUAAAAUUGUUCAUCAUAUCAAAGCUACUAAUACAACAUUAAGUUAUUUUAACGUUACUAGUGAUAAAGUUAGUAAAUUAAUUUAA